UGCGCAAGCUUGCAAACUGGGAAACCAGGCCUAUUUCUAGCUACUUGAUAAAGCAUUAGGUAUUACUUAAAAUAGCUCUUGAAUGAGAUACAGUUUGAAAUAUGACUAAUGAUAUAUCCAAACGAAAGGGGAAGAGUUCAGGUGAAAAAAAGACGAAAAGAAAAGCCAAAAGAAGAGAAACUUACGCAAUGUACAUCUAUAAAGUGUUGAAACAGGUUCAUCCAGACACGGGGAUUUCAAGCAGAGCCAUGAGCGUCAUGAACUCCUUCGUGAACGACCUGUUUGAAAGAAUUGCUACCGAAGCGUCCCGACUGGCUCAGUACAAUCAACGCUCCACCAUCACCAGCAGAGAGGUGCAAACUGCAGUGAGGCUGCUACUGCCCGGGGAGCUGGCUAAACACGCUGUGUCUGAAGGCACCAAAGCUGUCACUAAGUACACCAGCUCUAAAUGAAGACUUCAACACACUCUGUGUUGUUAUAAAGGCUUCACAUUUUUUGCAUCUCUCAAUAAAUGCAUAAAAAAAAAGAGGUCCCACUUUUCAAUCCUCCACUCAUUUAGGAAAAAAUAGUAA
Molecule: messenger RNA, 572 nt
Organism: Notolabrus celidotus (New Zealand spotty)
Lineage: Eukaryota; Metazoa; Chordata; Actinopteri; Labriformes; Labridae
Gene: h2bk1
Exons: 2
Coding region: 102-452 (116 amino acids)
Cellular component (GO): nucleosome
Molecular function (GO): protein heterodimerization activity; structural constituent of chromatin; DNA binding
Source: RefSeq, a predicted model, not a curated record